AUGCAUUCUCCUUGUUUCCAUGUAGCUAUAGUUGGUGCUGGCCUGGGAGGGCUGGCUGCUGCCAUUGGUAUCGCUCGAGCUGGCCACAAGGUCACUGUCUUGGAGCAGCAGGCAGACGUUCAAGAGGUUGGUGCGGGCAUACAGGUCCCUCCCAAUGCUUCGUACAUUCUCCAGAAAUGGGGGCUCCUACCCGAGGCAGAACAAGCGGCCGUUCGACCGAGGGACUUCAUUGUUAGAUCAUACCGAACUGGCAAAGUGCUUUGUGUUCAGAAUGCUUUUCCCUAUACCUUUGAACGCUAUGGCAUGCCGUACCUACAUAUCCACCGGGCAGACUACCACCGCAUCCUCCUCCGCGAGGCAAACAGACUUGGAGUUGAUAUACGUCUAGAUAGCACCGUCAUUGGCAUCGAUUUUGACUCUCCUGCUGUCCGCUUGCUGGACAAGCCAGAUUUUCACGCUGAUGUAGUCAUUGGUGCUGACGGUCUUCGGUCCGUCUGCCGCCAGGCCCUGCUCGGCCACGCUGAUCCUCCCCAAACGACCGGAGACAUGGCCUAUCGUAUCAUUGUGCGAGGAGAGGAUAUCAAGCGCGAUCCAAAUCUCGCUGAACUGGCUGAGAGACCCGGUAUGACCCACUGGAUUGGCCCGAAUGGGCAUGCCGUGUGCUACUCCCUCAAGGGCGGGGAGCUAUUGAACCUCGUCCUCGUCUGCCCGGAUGAUCUGCCGGAUACCGUGAAUCUUGCCGAUGCGGACCCCAACGAGAUGAGAGCUUUCUUUCAUAACUGGGACCCGCGGCUAAAGUCUCUGCUUGACCUGGUCAAGACAGCCCAGAAGUGGCGGCUACGGAAUAGCGGAGAGAUGGGCUCCUGGUCCCAUCCAAGUGGGAAGUUUGUCUUGCUUGGUGAUGCCUGCCACGCCACUCUGCCGUACCUCGCCCAAGGAGCUGCCCAGGCUAUAGAAGACGGCGCUGCACUCGGCACCCUAUUCAAGCGAGUCAAACACCGUUCCCAGCUGCGUGAUCUUCUGGCCGUAUAUGAAGCCACGCGCAAAGAACGCACCUCCAGGAUUGUACAGAGCAGCGCCGCGCUGCGAGAUAUCCUGCACAUGCGAGACGGUCCCGGCCAGCGCAACAGGGACAUCAAGCUUCACCAGCGGAGCCCCUUUGAGCCGUAUCCUAUUCCGUGGAUCGAUCCCAAGUUCCAGGCCUAUCUCUUCGGCUAUGAUGCUUUUUCCGAAGCAUCUAAGGCUUGGGAUAGGUAUAUGGAUGGCGAAGACACCACGUCAAAACCAAGAAUUCAUGCCCAUCUAUAA
Messenger RNA from Nannizzia gypsea CBS 118893, 1308 nucleotides. Its product is annotated as salicylate hydroxylase. The record is from RefSeq and is a predicted model, not a curated record. Lineage: Eukaryota; Fungi; Ascomycota; Eurotiomycetes; Onygenales; Arthrodermataceae. Gene Ontology annotation, molecular function: monooxygenase activity; FAD binding. The coding region runs from base 1 to 1308 and encodes 435 amino acids. The transcript is spliced from 3 exons. Gene Ontology annotation, biological process: secondary metabolite biosynthetic process.